Messenger RNA from Trematosphaeria pertusa, 1290 nucleotides. RefSeq lists its product as uncharacterized. The coding region runs from base 1 to 1224 and encodes 407 amino acids. The record is from RefSeq and is a predicted model, not a curated record. The transcript is spliced from 3 exons. NCBI's taxonomy places the organism in Eukaryota, Fungi, Ascomycota, Dothideomycetes, Pleosporales, Trematosphaeriaceae.
AUGCAAGACAAUCUAUUUUGGGGGGUACUCGCCACAAGCGUCUGCCUUCUUGUUGUGGAGCAUGUGGAACGUUUGGCGGAUUAUCAUCGACGUCAGCUCAGAUAUUGCACGCGACCAUUGUAUUCUUUUUGGAACCUUUGUCUUGUUAGUCUCGUUGUUACCAUUGCUGUCAAGCAAAAGCACUCGCCGGCAUGGUUGAUCGGGUCCUACGAGGCAGUUUGGUUCCAGGCAGUUAGUCUACAGUUUUACCAGCUCCACAUCACUACUUAUCUUACUUACCGGUACUGGGAUAUUCUGUUACCUUUUUUUCUUUCUGUCCGGGUCAUUGGUGGAGUGACCAGUAUAGUGGAUGCAACAUCACAUCCAAUUCCGGCAUCAGUUCAGAAGACGUUCUUGGGUUUGGGGGGAUGUGGAACUCAAGUGGUAUUCGGACAGCAUUUUCUUCGGGCACUUGGGUCGAAUCGCCAGAGAUGGGGGGCAAGAACACUGUUUAAUGCCCUCAAGAAGCAACUCCACAUACCGCCGUUGCUUUUCUUGGGUUUGGCACUCGUCGCACUUGUCGCACUAAUUGCGGUCAUCGUCGUCGCCGCCAGAUCCCUGGGUAUAGAUUUUUAUUUCUGUGCGAUUAACUCAGCAGCGUUCGUUUGGUGUGUAGCUACCGUCUGUCAACGAUGGAUGCCACCUCGCAGGCGUCCACUGCUAUCCGAUCUGACAUCGCUCAGUGCGGCACCUGAAUACAUAUGCUCUUCCCCUCCAGCAUCUUCGAUUCUUUUCAAGAAGAGUCUGGUAAUGGCAGAAAACCGUCAACAGAACGCUACCGAUGCUGGUCUAUGCUUGCGGCCCUCGAUAUCUACUAGUCUGCCAGACGAGGUCGAGGUCUGGCGGAUCCUUCGCAUUGGGAAAAUGAAAGUUGGCGUGAAAGCUUGGGUUGUGGUUGAGUCGAGGUCUCCGCGAGUGCUUCAGCUGGUUGUAGUCGAUUGGCAGGAGCUACAAAACCGCGCCGAAGUGGAGAAGCUCGUAGAUGAGGAUGUCUACCGCCUUGCUGGUCAGCUGUCCCGCGUCAACGGCGCCUCGGGGCAUAUGAUUUAUGUUCAAGAACAUAGUGACACACCGCUCGGCAGUGAGGCUUGGAUGGUCUUGUGGGAUGGAGGGCAGGUACCAUGCCCCAUGCGGCCGCCUCCGGUCUACGAUGGAAGGCGGUAUCCACUAUCGUAUACGGCCUGAUCGUUCUUUCCGCGACUCAGCAUAUGGGCCUCAUUCGGUGUUCACCAUGCCGACGUUCACUUCGAC